Molecule: messenger RNA, 900 nt
Organism: Capsicum annuum
Lineage: Eukaryota; Viridiplantae; Streptophyta; Magnoliopsida; Solanales; Solanaceae
Product: glycine cleavage system H protein, mitochondrial
Exons: 4
Coding region: 218-706 (162 amino acids)
Biological process (GO): protein lipoylation; glycine decarboxylation via glycine cleavage system
Cellular component (GO): cytoplasm; mitochondrion; glycine cleavage complex
Source: RefSeq, a predicted model, not a curated record
GAAGAAGUAAAAAUAGAUAUCUAUUAGAGUAGAUUUUACAGCAAGGGUUUCCAAUUAUUUUACCAACAGGUGAUACAAGCACUUGGUCACAGAGUUGAUGAGGCUCAUAGGAUGAGGCUUCUAUUUUCCACCGUUCAUCCAAGAUAAUAAAAACCACUACUACAUAAAGCAAAGUACAAUAUUCCUUCAUUUCUUAAUUUGUGAAGAUAGAAAAAAUAUGGCACUGAGAAUGUGGGCUUCCUCAACAGCCAAUGCACUAAGAAUCUCCACAACCAACAAUCUACUUGCCCCUUCCUUUUCUAUCUCUAGAUGCUUUUCAACAGUAAUUGAUGGGCUCAAGUAUGCAUCUUCACAUGAAUGGGUGAAACAUGAAGGUGGAGUGGCCACAGUUGGCAUCACUGAUCAUGCUCAGGACCAUCUUGGAGAAGUAGUGUUUGUGGAUUUGCCAGAAACUGGUGGUUCUGUUUCCCAAGGAAGUGGCUUUGGAGCUGUUGAAAGUGUCAAAGCCACCAGUGACAUUAAUUCUCCCAUCUCCGGUGAGAUUGUUGAGGUCAACACAAAGCUUUCAGAAACGCCCGGCCUGGUAAAUUCAAGUCCAUAUGAAGAUGGAUGGAUGAUUAAAGUGAAGCCAAGCAGUCCAUCAGAAUUAGAAUCUUUAAUGGGAUCCAAAGAGUACACAAAAUUCUGUGAAGAAGAUAGUCAUUAACUCAUGAAGAUGCUUCUUGAUUCAACUUGGACUAACGGUCAUGUGCUUAAGGGGUUUAUAUUGUUGUAGAAAUUCCAAGUCAGUUAAUAAAGUUCUGAAAGCAUCAAAAUAUCAUCCAUUUGUCUAAUACUAUCUUUGAAUGCAGUUUUUAUUGUUCAGCUUUUUGUUAAUAAGAUCAUUUUUUUCCCUCUCAA